Messenger RNA from Alligator sinensis (Chinese alligator), 915 nucleotides. RefSeq names its product perilipin-3-like. NCBI's taxonomy places the organism in Eukaryota, Metazoa, Chordata, Crocodylia, Alligatoridae. The transcript has 7 exons. Gene Ontology annotation, biological process: lipid storage; positive regulation of triglyceride storage. The coding region runs from base 52 to 915 and encodes 287 amino acids. The record is from RefSeq and is a predicted model, not a curated record. Gene Ontology annotation, cellular component: lipid droplet; cytosol.
GGGUUGUGGAGUAAAGCUGUUGGUAGUUUUGCAGUGACCUCUUGCUUCACCAUGUCUGCCAGUGGAGAUGAACCACAGGCUAGCAGCCCUGCAGCCCAGGAACAAGAGCUGCAGGUGCCUGUGGAGGCCAAAGACCUUGUGGUGGCAACUGUGGUAGGGGCCAAGGAUGCAGUCUGUAGCACAGUUGCUGGAGCCAAAGCUGCUGUGUCCAGUGUAGUAGAUGUGGCCAAAGGGGCUGUCCAGGAGGGUGUGGAGAAGACCAGAUCGGCAGUGACCAGCAGCAUGGACACUGUGAUGGGCUCAUCUCUGGGCCAGAAGGUUGUGAGUGGCCUGGAUGUGGUGCUAGAGAAAUCGGAACAGUGGGUGGACCACUACCUCCCCAUGACUGAUGAGGAACUGGCUGCACUUGCCACCCCUGUGGAGGGGGCAGAGGUGGCUCCAGUGGAGAAGCAGCGACAGAGCUACUAUGUGCGCCUGGGCUCCCUUUCAACCAGCCUGCAGCAGCGAGCCUACCAGCACUCCCUGGGCAAGAUGAGGCAUGCCAGGCAGAGCACCCUGGAGGCCCUGGCCCAGCUUCAGCAAGCUGUGGACCUGAUCAACUAUGCCAAGCAGAUUGUAGAUGAGAAGCUUCAAGAUGGCCAGGAUAAGCUGUACCAGAUGUGGCUGGCAUGUACCAAGGAGCAGUCUAAAGGGCAAGAGGACACUGACUCGGCAGAGAUUGAAGUUCAGGCACUUGCCAUGUCUGACCAUCUUCUACAGCAACUGAAAUCAAACUGCUCCAUGCUCCUGGGCAGCAUCAAGGGGCUCCCAAGUUCUCUCCAGAACAAGGCCCAGCAGAUCUACAGCAGUAUGGAAGAGCUUCAGGCUUUCUUCUCCCCCGCCAAGUAUGGCUGGUGCCUGGUGCCCAUCUCCUAG